Molecule: messenger RNA, 1654 nt
Organism: Condylostylus longicornis
Lineage: Eukaryota; Metazoa; Arthropoda; Insecta; Diptera; Dolichopodidae
Product: zinc finger protein 501-like
Exons: 3
Coding region: 45-1505 (486 amino acids)
Source: RefSeq, a predicted model, not a curated record
CAAAUUUGUAAACAGUAAUUACUUUCAACAUAUUUUUAUCUAAAAUGAACAGUCAAGAUAUAUAUCAUAAAUGUGGAGAAAUAUUUUUUGCAAAUCAGAAGAGUUAUUAUUUUCUAUGUUGCUACUGUAACGAAUUAUUUCAUGAGUUUCCGGAAUUUCAAACACAUAGCUUAUUACAUGUAGGUGCAACAGACUCCUUAAAUGGAGCCGAUAUCAUCCAAACUCAAAAUAAGUUGAAAAAGAAAUGUGACUUCAACGAUGAUUCUGUUAAAGAUGAAGACAAUCAAGAUUUUUCAGAUCAUUGUGAAAGACUUGAAUUGAACAAUAAACUAAAUAUAAAUUGUAAUGAGAAAGAAAUUUUUACUGCUACAGAAAGCAAAGAAAAUAUAAAGAAUGAAAUUUCUGAAGAAAUCAACUGUCCACAUUGCAAAAUAUCUUAUGUAUCUAAUUCACACGACGUACAAAAGUGCUUAAAUAUACAAGAUACGAUAAAAAAAUUUGAUGGGGACUUCAUAAAAUUACUGCGAGAGGGUAUACUUUGCUGUAGUUUUUGCAAACAAUAUUUUGAAGACUACAAAAGGUUGUAUGAGCAUCACAUUGAUACAGAACAUUGCUUUCAAAAAUUUCAAUGCAAAAUUUGCAAAUUUUAUGCAUUUAUGGAUGCAAAAAUCAAAAUAAAUAAAUCAAAGGUAGCGAAGGAUGAUAGGCUCAAAAUUGAGUCGAAAGAAAUCAAAAGUCAAACCAAGUGUGAAAGUUGUAAUAUCUAUUUUGACACAAAAUCUGAAUACAAUUCUCAUUUGAAUUUAGUUCACGAAAAAAAUGAAAUUAAUGAAUAUGGUCAUGAUAGUGAUUAUAUUUCAUCAUUAGACUCAACUGUCUUACAAAGCCUUGGUGAACUUCCAUUUAAAUGUACUUUCUGUGAAAGGCUUUUCAGAAAAAAAUCACAAAUGAAAACACACAUGAGAAUUCAUACAAAUCACAGACCUUACAAAUGCGAAUUAUGUUCCUCAGCAUUUACAGUAGCAGCCAAUUUGAAAAACCAUAUUGUAUAUAAACACACUGAUGAUAAGCCAUUUGUAUGUGAAUAUGAAGGCUGCAAUGCUAAGUUCAAACUAUAUAAUCUUAAAAAGCAGCAUGAAAAAAGGCAUUUACCAGCUAACUUUCAAUGUGAAAUAUGUGGGAAUUAUUAUAAGACGAAAUUCUGUUUACUAAAACACCAACAAAGCCGGCAUGAGGAUGCUCAGAAUUGGCCACAUCAAUGCGAAAUUUGUUGCAAGCGGUUUGCAAGAUCACAUCAUUUAGUUGAGCACAAACGCAUUCAUACUGGAGAAAAACCAUUUGGCUGUGACUUAUGUAGCAAAUUCUUUAGAAAAAGAAGCGCUUUGAGAGAACAUAAAAAACUACACAGUGACGAAAGAAAAUAUAUUUGCCGUUUUUGUGGGAAAGGUUUUAAACAAGCCGCUGGUUACUGGGGGCAUAUGAAAAGGCACCCUCCCUUGAGUUAAGUUUUAUAGCAAUAUAAGAUAUUUUGAUAGAUAAAUUUAGUUGUUUUUUUUUAAUUGUUGUCCAAUACCUAUGUAAAUAAAAAAAAAUUUCCACAUUUUUAUAUAUUAGUUGACCUUAAAAUAAAAACAAAAACGACAAUUUAAAUAAA